AUGAAAUCCAAAGAAGGACCACCCGACAAUGUUGCCUGGGAGCCAGCUCCUCCUCCCUACUCGGAAUAUGACAGCUCAGACCCGGCUCCCCACGAUGCAGCGCCUGCAUAUUCUCGGCCGAUCGGCACUAACACCCUUCACAAGGCCAAAUUUCCGCCAGCCUUGAAUGGGUACUUUGAUUGGAAAUUGUCCUCCACGUUGCACCUGGGGCCGACCGCCGAUGAAAAGCUCUACCCGGUGUCCACCCAUUCCGCCAUCCUGAGCAACAGGCCGUCCCCCGUGCUCUACGACGGCCCAACGAACAAACAUCCGAUCAUGGCAACUGUCCGAGGCGAUAAAUGGGGCCAAACCAAACCCGUCACUAUCACCCUCCCACCACGCCCUGGCGCUCCCAAUCCAACGGAGACCGUGACGCAGAUGAUUCCGGCGGCUCCGUCCGGUCAGAUAUCCCUGAGGCUUACGUUCGAGGUGGCCCGGGCGGGAAAGGACGCGCGUGAGUGCUUCGAGUGGCGCAAAAGUCAUGGCAAUGAGAUCAAAGACCUGGCGGGCAAUACCCCUGGUUGGAAAUUAGCCCGACUGUCGGGGCCUCUCCAUAGUGCCGGCGGGUGUCGAACAGAGCGAGAACGAGAGUUCGCGAGUGAUGGCACAGAAGUCGUGGCGCUGCUUGCCCACAACGCCUCAUGGAGCUUGACCAAGGGGUUUCGUUUCGCCUUCCUGGGUAGCGGACUGGCUGAAGGUCUGGGAGAUGUCUGGGAGAUUAUCGUGAUGGUGUCUGCCCUCCUCCUUUAG
Penicillium alfredii is the source of this 789-nucleotide messenger RNA. RefSeq lists its product as uncharacterized. NCBI's taxonomy places the organism in Eukaryota, Fungi, Ascomycota, Eurotiomycetes, Eurotiales, Aspergillaceae. The transcript has a single exon. The record is from RefSeq and is a predicted model, not a curated record. Bases 1 to 789 code for a protein of 262 amino acids.